UUGCGGCUUAUUUAUAUAUUCUAAUGGAGUACUGCCCUGGGCGAACGCUUAGAGAGGCGAUAGACUCGGGCAUGUUGCUAGAUAAGCCGCAGCAGCUGCAGCAGCAGCUGCAGCAGCUGCAGCAGGAGCAGGAGCAGCAGCAGCACCCACAGCAGCAGCACCCACAGCAGCACCCACAGCAGCAGCAGCAGCAGCAGCAACAGCAGCAGCAGCAGGAGCAGGAGGGUUUCUUAGGUGCUUCUGUAGACAGUCUGCUCGUAUUUGCGGCUUAUUUAUAUAUUCUAAUGGAGUACUGCCCUGGGCGAACGCUUAGAGAGGCGAUAGACUCGGGCAUGUUGCUAGAUAAGCCGCAGCAGCUGCAGCAGCAGCUGCAGCAGCUGCAGCAGGAGCAGGAGCAGCAGCAGCACCCACAGCAGCAGCACCCACAGCAGCACCCACAGCAGCAGCAGCAGCAGCAGCAACAGCAGCAGCAGCAGGAGCAGGAGGGUUUCUUAGGUGCUUCUGUAGACAGUCUGCUCGUAUGUAAGUGGGUUAUAACCAAACAAUUAGUGCAGGCUGUGGUGUACAUACACCAGAACGGAGUUAUACACAGAGACCUCAAACCCUCAAACGUCUUCUUAAAACCCGCAGAUGAAGAAGGCUCUCUUAUUGUCAAGGUCUGCUAA
Eimeria acervulina is the source of this 665-nucleotide messenger RNA. RefSeq lists its product as hypothetical. Gene Ontology annotation, biological process: protein phosphorylation. Gene Ontology annotation, molecular function: protein kinase activity; ATP binding. The annotation marks the transcript as partial. The transcript has 2 exons. NCBI's taxonomy places the organism in Eukaryota, Apicomplexa, Conoidasida, Eucoccidiorida, Eimeriidae. The record is from RefSeq and is a predicted model, not a curated record.